Messenger RNA from Diversispora eburnea, 669 nucleotides. The record is from the annotation of a GenBank genome assembly. Lineage: Eukaryota; Fungi; Glomeromycota; Glomeromycetes; Diversisporales; Diversisporaceae.
AUGGGAAAUAAUAAUUCCUCUUUCGAUAAAAAAUCCGAAAAAAUAUUUUCUCAAAAUGAAGAAUGUCCGUUUGUUAGUGGAACGAAAUGUGGAGCAGGAACGUGGAUAUGUGAAUUGGCGAUCGAAUUCCCCAAUUCAAUUUUUGUAGGAGUUGAUUUGAAGCCUGUUUACCCUUCGGAAAUUAAACAAACUAAUGCAGAACUCGUAAAGAGCAAUAUUCUGAAAGGAUUACCUUUCAAAGAAUUAAUCAGGGUUACAAAACCUCAAGGAUGGAUAGAAUUCUAUGAUGUUGAUGUUCGAUUAAUAGAUGCAGGUCCAAAUUCUACUCGUUUAGUUGAAGGCAUAGCACAAAGCAUGUCUAAUUCAGGCCUUAAUGCUAGCUCCAUUACUUUUAUAAAAGGAUGGUUACAAUCUUGCUCUGAUAAUAUUACAAAUAUUAAUGAAUUAACUAAAUUAAUUCCUAUAGGAGUUUGGAAUUCGGCUAUUGGAAAACUUAAUAUGAUGGGUUAUAUAGAUUAUGUCAAACUACAAAAACCAUGGAUAGCUGAUGGAAUGAAUAUUAGUGAAGAUGAGUUUUCAAAAUUAGUUGAAUUAACUAAUGCUGAAUUCUCCUCAUCUGAAUAUAAAGGUAAAUUGCCUGUCAUGCGAGUUUUUGGACAAAAAGUUUAA